Messenger RNA from Candidozyma auris, 417 nucleotides. RefSeq lists its product as uncharacterized. The coding region runs from base 1 to 417 and encodes 138 amino acids. Gene Ontology annotation, cellular component: plasma membrane; cellular bud neck. The transcript has a single exon. Lineage: Eukaryota; Fungi; Ascomycota; Pichiomycetes; Serinales; Metschnikowiaceae. The record is from RefSeq and is a predicted model, not a curated record.
AUGUACAUUCCACAGCCCUCGAGCGCCAUCAGUGUGCUCGCUCUGAGAGACAUCAAGUCCACCGCCGAAUCCUUCAAGUCGUGGGACACGUGCAUGGACAACAAAACGUGCAAGAUCGUCGCCAUCGUGGGCAUUGUGCUAGCGGUAGUGGUGGCCAUCAGCAUUCUCACCACGCUUGUACGCUGCUGCUGUCUUGGGCUCAGCUGUGCUCAGGCGGUGUGCUGCUGCUGCUCGAGAGGCCCCCGCGGCUCCAGGAGAAGCGAGCCAGUUCAGACCCACGAUCCCUUCCACAAUGCGAACAUGUACCCUAGAAACCAGCCCAUGGCUCAGGCCCAGCCGGCGUAUUAUCCGGUAAACAGUUACGAUUCGUAUAAGCAGAAUCCUUAUACGGUAGGGAGUGGAUAUAGGGCGACCUAG